Molecule: messenger RNA, 3976 nt
Organism: Epinephelus lanceolatus (giant grouper)
Lineage: Eukaryota; Metazoa; Chordata; Actinopteri; Perciformes; Serranidae
Gene: rgmb
Product: repulsive guidance molecule BMP co-receptor b
Biological process (GO): BMP signaling pathway
Cellular component (GO): plasma membrane
Molecular function (GO): coreceptor activity
Source: RefSeq, a predicted model, not a curated record
AGGAGAAAGUGAAAGGGGAGGAGUGGAGGAGAAACCCCGGCCUGGUGGGGAAAGGAGAGAUGUGAUUGUGCGUGUUUGGGGACGAGAGCGGAGAGCACAGAGUGAUCACAAUCAAGGCGAAAGUCCAACCGCGGAGGGAGCGCACUUAAAAUCACGUGGGGGGUGUGGAUUUAUACAGGGGGGAAAGUAAAAGUGUCGUUGGAGUGACUUCUCCUUGCACUUUGUUUUCCUCCUCUCUUUGCCUUUCAACCCCCCUCCGCCCUGCAUUCCGCGGAGCAGCUGUGUUUUAAUGCCCCUGCGCACCCGAGGAGGAGAGGAAGGAGAGAAGAGUGAGGAAGAAGAGGAAGAAGAAGAAGAAGAAAAAGAAGAAGUGAGAAGGCCUGGACACCACCCCUCCUCGCCCUCUGGAGGUCUGUCCACUCUCCCCUCCUGGCCCUGCAUGGACGGGGAUGGGCAGAGCCGGAUGCUGUUGCCGCGGGGCUGAGCGCCUCGCCUCCCCGUCUCUGGUGCGCCGCUUCCGGCCACUGCUGCUGCUGAUCAUCGCUCUCUGCUGCGGUGCUCACAUAGGUCAGUGCCAGGUGGCCACCCCUCAGUGCCGUAUCCAGAAGUGCACCACUGACUUCGUCUCCCUGACCUCCCACCUGACGCCGGCGGUGGAUGGCUUUCACACUGAGUUUUGCAAGGCUUUACGCGCAUACUCGGCCUGCACCCAGAGGACAGCCAAGUCCUGCCGGGGGAACCUGGUCUUCCAUUCAGCCGUGUUGGGCAUCUCCGAUCUCAUGAGCCAGAGGAAUUGCUCCAGAGAUGGGCCCACGUCCCCCACGCGCCCCGAGGUCCAGCAUGAGCCCUGCAACUACCACAGUCGCACCCAACACGCCCACACGCACCCCCACGCGCAUGCACACACGCACUCCCACACUCACGGCCACGGCCACUCUCACCCUGUCUACCUGUUUUGCGGGCUGUUCGGGGACCCACACCUGAGGACGUUUAAGGACAGCUUCCAGACUUGCAAGGUGGAGGGGGCGUGGCCUCUCAUCGAUAAUGACUAUCUGUCGGUGCAGGUCACUAAUGUUCCGGUGGUACCUGGCUCCAGUGCCACGGCAACCAAUAAGAUCACAAUCAUCUUCAAGCCCUAUGAGGGUUGUACCGACCAGAGGGUCUACCAGGCCGUCACAGACAACCUCCCUGCUGCCUUUGAUGAUGGAACCGUGAGCAGCGGAGACCCCAUCCACAUUUCCUCUGGUGCAGAAGGUGCAACUGGGAAGGUCCGGGCUCUGUGGAUCUCUGAGCGCAGCCCGGGGCGCCAUGUGGAGCUGCACGCUGGCUACAUUGGUGUAACUGUAAUUGUUCGCCAGCUGGGCCGCUACCUGACCCUGGCAGUGCGGAUCCCGGAAGAGCUGGCUCAGGCCUACGAUGCCACCCAGGACCUGCAGCUCUGUCUGAAUGGUUGCCCCGGAGGAGAACGCAUCGACCAGGCGGGGCACCUUCCCCUGCCCCUCUCCCCUCCCGCGCUUGGCCUACAGCUGCAGCAGCUGCGACGGCCCAGCUACUCCUCACAGACACAAGCAUCCCCCUACGGUGUCACACAGGUUUUCAGUGUGGAGGGGGCGAAGGACCGCUGUAGGGAGCAGCUGGAGGUGCAAGACAUUUACUUCCACUCAUGUGUGUUUGAUCUCCUGACCACCGGGGAUGCUAACUUCACAGUGGCAGCGUACAGCGCCCAAAAAGACAUGGAGAGUCUCCACCCACACAGAGAUAGAUGGAGGAUCUACCCCCGUAGCUCUGCCAUCUCCACCUCACACUCUGAUUGUCAGCCUAUCAAACGGCUGAUUGUGCUCCUGUUAUGUGCUCUGAGCAUGGCGUUGAUGUGAGAGCGGGACUGGGAGGCUUGUGUGUGUGUGUGCACUAGAGAGAGAGUUUGUGGAGUUUUUUUGCUGAGCACUGAUACUGAGCACUGAUUUCUCUCAUGUAGAGAGGGAACAGCAGGUUGGACAGUUACUGGGAACAAGCGUUUUUGGCACAGGAGAUACUGGCAACACUAACUGCAUCUGACCUGGCAGAAUCAGCCCUCUGGGGAAUAACACAGGAGAUGUGAUGAUGGCUUUCACAAUCUGUCUUCAUCUUUGGAUAAGACAUUUGACAAUGACACAAAUGUACCUGUGUGGGUAAAUAGAGUGUGUGGAUAUACACUCCAAACUGUAAAUAGCUUGUCUUCAGUGCACAGUGUAAUGGCGUAGAGUUUGUUUUUUUGUGUCAUUUGAUGUGAUUUUUCUUUAAUACCUCAGACAGAGGAUGUUUGUUUGAACAGAAGCACUUUAUUUAGUUGUUUUUUUUUUGUUUUUUUUUCCAACAAAUCCACAUCAGUGUUUCUUCCUCUCACUUACUGUUCUCCACCAAAAUCUCCAAUGGCUCAAGUUUUGGGGAUCAUCUACAAUUUGUUUUUUUUUAAUUCUUUUAAAGUAAAAGUCUGUUGAAUACAAGGAGCUGCCAUUUGUGUUAAAAUGCAUCAUUCUUCCAGUAGCUGAUUUGACUCAGCGUCUCAUUUUAAGUCAGUCAAUGUGAGUUGUUCUCUUUUGAAUGUAUUAUUAAUAUUGUCACAGCAAAUGCCAUCAGCACUGUUUUGUUGCUGUAUGAAUUUGUUGUUUUUCCUCAAUCCUGAUUUCAAAUAUGUGCGAGUGUGUGUGUCAGUUCUUUUUUUUUAACAGUUGUUGACAAGCUAGGAUUUGUUUUAUUUCCUCUAAAGUUGUGUUCAGAACAAACGCAAAGUGAAUUUGUGCCUGAGAUUACUUGCGGAAACACAGCCACUGGAGUGCCAGCUAUGCUAACAGCUGUGCUAACUAACUGGGGAAGGCCGCUAACAUUUAGAUUGGUGCUGACUUAGGUCUUAGAAAAACACAACUGAUUGCUGUAAUCAAGUAACAAAUACAUAUUUUCAGAACUUACCAUGUAGUCCUAUGGCUUUGCUCACUUUUCUCCAACCCCUGUCCUUUUUAUUUUUUUUAUGGGGGUGGGUGGGCAUUUUACGCAUCCAGCCCAAGGGCCCCAUUGUGUUAUAAUCCACCUAUGGCUUUCAUGAUUAGUGAUUUUAUGCACAUUUUUUGCUCAAGUUGAAACAUUUCAGUUUGUGUGGAUGCAUAGUGGCAUCUGUUACAGUUUAAGGAUCAACUAGUAUGAAAUCAUGUUGCGCAAAAAAUUGCUUCGUGUUUGGUGUGAACACACCUUGGGAAUCACGUCAGAGGUAUUCCCACCUUUUUGCCAAGAGGCUGUGACGAUACCGGCUCAUGUAUGUUGCUCUCUGUAUUCUUUGUUGUGUUAAUUUGAGCCAAAGACAGAUAAUGUAUUGUUUUAAUGUACAAAGGAGAUCAUAACUCACCACCAAACCAGCACCCUCCUCCUCCUCCUCCUCCUCCUCCUCACACUCUCUCCUGUUUUUAAAGUUGCUACUGUAGACUGUUUUACUCCUACUGCCAGAGUUGACGAGCUGUUCAUUACUGGGAUACGUGUAAGAUACUGGGGUGUAAACAAAACACUGCAAACCCUACCACGCUGUCUGCUGAGACAUAUGCUUCAGCAGUGUGUGAGACAUGUCAACCCUCAAGACUAUGAGCCUUUUUCAGAUGUAACAUUGUGUAUAAUUAUGCCCCUUUUAGUUGGCCAUAUCAGCUUUAUCUCAGUUUUUGUUAAUGUGAUCCCUUACAUCAUGUGUGAGUGUCAGUUUGGUGAAGAGUGACUGGUCAGUGUUGAAAUACUUAACUUAUUUAUGAACGUAGUGUCCUGUAGAGGAAGUUAAGCUCCAUAUUCUUGCUGUUGGAUAAUAAUUUAAAAAAAUGUCAGAUGUGAUUGUACUGCCACUUAGUGGUGCUCCGUUGCUAUGUCAGUGUGUUACUCAAGGCGCUCAAAAAAAAAAAGAACAUGGAGGAAAAAACUGUGCAAGUGUUUUAUUUAAAAAAAAAAACAAUAAAGUCAAAACAGU